Rhinichthys klamathensis goyatoka is the source of this 805-nucleotide messenger RNA. RefSeq names its product synaptogyrin 2b (gene syngr2b). NCBI's taxonomy places the organism in Eukaryota, Metazoa, Chordata, Actinopteri, Cypriniformes, Leuciscidae. The record is from RefSeq and is a predicted model, not a curated record. Bases 70 to 795 code for a protein of 241 amino acids. The transcript has 4 exons. Gene Ontology annotation, cellular component: synaptic vesicle membrane; neuromuscular junction.
GUGUUGUGUUUUCAGCUGUCGCGCGCGCGCGUGUGUGAGUGUGAGUGUGUGUGUGUGUUUGUUUCACCGAUGGAGUCGAACAGUGUGGCGUACGGAGCCUCUCUCGCAGGAGCGGGAUUCGAUCACAUCAAAUUCAUCAAACAGCCUCAAACUAUCAUACGAGUCCUCAGCUGGGUGUUUUCCAUUGUGGUGUUUGCCUCCAUAACCGCUGAAGGUUACGUGAACGUCUCGACGGAACCCGACGUGAAGUGUGUCUUCAACGGGAACGACGGAGUGUGUCGUUACGGUGUGGGAAUCGGCGUCAUCGGAUUCCUGGAGUGUAUAGGCUUCCUAUUGGCUGAUGCUCUCCUGCCGUCCAUGAGCAGCGCUCAGGAGCGCAAGUACGUCGUGCUGGCGGAUCUGGGCUUCUCAGGUGCCUGGACUUUCCUGUGGUUUGUGUGUUUCUGUCUCACGGCCGAUCAGUGGACGAAGACCCUCGACACGAGCGGCAUCCCUACAGACGGUGCCCACGCCGUCAUCGCCUUCUCCUUCUUCUCCAUCGCGUCCUGGGGAGCGUUGACUUACUUCGCUCUGGUGAGGUUCCGUCAGGGCGUUGGAGACGUGAGCCGGAGUUACGCCGAUCCGCCAACUGACAUCACUUCCCCUUAUGCUCCGCCCACUGACAUCACUUCCCCUUAUGCUCCGCCCACUUACCCGUCCUUCCAGAACACCGGGCCAGACGUGUACCAGCAGCCGCCAUUCAUCCCGAACCCCGACCCGUCCGACCAGAACCGGUACCAGCCGCCCGUCUACUGACAAGCCCCGC